Dermacentor silvarum is the source of this 774-nucleotide messenger RNA. RefSeq names its product ralA-binding protein 1-like. The coding region runs from base 220 to 759 and encodes 179 amino acids. Lineage: Eukaryota; Metazoa; Arthropoda; Arachnida; Ixodida; Ixodidae. The transcript has 4 exons. The record is from RefSeq and is a predicted model, not a curated record.
CUGGCAACCCGGACCGUGCGGUCUCGCGUUCGAUGGCAGAGACAUCGGCGCGCCCGAGCUAAACUAAAGAUGUUCGUCGAGUUUGGUUCUAUUAUCUAUUUAAAAUUUGUCUAGGCACUCGACGGCGCGUCGUAACGCCAAACGAUCCUGUGAGUGAGCAAAGCCCACAGCGUUCAGAGGUUGCGAUUCUCGCACCGGUUCUGCUAGCCGGCUGUGGGAAUGGAUUUUGAAAGUCCUGACGUCGAGAAAGACUUCCCAGGGCUUUACGCGUCCGAGGCGGUUGGGAAAGGACAGGAGCGAGAUGUCACCUAUAGCGAUGAUGAAAAGGUCUCGAAGAAGGAACUCCUGAUUGGCAAGCUCAAGGAUAAAAAGGACAAGAAGGACAAGGGAUAUGUUGCAUUUGAAGGAGAAAGCUCAGAAGGAGAAAUGGAUGAGUCACGAGGCAAAAGCAAAAAGAGUAAGGCUCCAUUCAAGUUUCCCGGAAAGGAAAAAAAGGAGAAAUCUCAAAAAAACAAAGAAAGCAUCAAGUCGAAAGACUCCAAGGACGCCAAGAAAGAUGCCGAGAAAGACAACAAGGAUUCAAAAAAGAAGAAGGAGUGCAAGGUGAAGCUUGUCAAGAAAAAAAAGAAGGCUGAAAAGGCUGGUAUGUAUGCUUUGGAGAAAGCGCAAAGCUUAUCAAAUUGCAAAGCACUUGAUGAGCUUUUGACUUCUGUGAUACCAUGUCCACGCAUAUAUCAGGAAGCUAUAAAUGUCCUCUGAAACUGUUCUCAAUCU